AUGCCGCCACGCGUUCCUCUAUUGUCGAGCCUAAGAGCUCUGAAUGGUUUGUUAGAUGUUCAAGAAUGUAUAUCGCGGAUUCCAACAUUUAUUACAGGACAAGGCUGCACAGCAUCCCCGUCGGCGCAGAUCUGUCGUACUUUCGCCUCGACAUCUGUAGACCAGGCCUCGACCGUCCAGCAAAAGAGACGACACCGCGAUCCAUACGCUCUAGCACAGGCUCGUGCCCGCAAAGCCGCCAACAUCUCGCGCCAGCAAGUUCUCGAGCAGGAGCGCUCAGCAGCCCUUGGUGACCCCGUGCGAGGAAUCAAUACGCCUUUCGUUCAGUCAUUCGACACGGCCAUUCCUCCAACUCCCACCCCUUCUUCCACUAGCGACACCCAUACUGCCACUCGCAACGAAUCACCUUCACCAAAACGAUCCCCUUCUGGCCCGAACGCCCAGACCGAGGAAUACAAGAAUUUCUUCCUCACUCAACGGGAAAUCAAGGAGGCGUCUGUCCGCAGUGAACAGUUGACUGCUUCUGUCGCCGACCAGGACUUCUUCGAGACCAACGACCCCGAAGAGAAGCAACGCAGGGAUCAGGAACGCCAACAGAGCGAGCAAGAGCGCAAACAGAAGCAUGCCACAGCCACCGAAGCUCUCAACCGCAUUGUGUCAUUGUCGAACGGCUCGUCCAAGGAUCGUCUUCGCGUGAAUAUCCAGCGCUGUGUCGACGCUUUCGGUCGCCACCAAACCGACAAGAAGCUGCCCUCCAAGCCUCCGGUCGCCGAGUCAAUUCUUCUGAAGAACCCCAGCGCCAACACACAAAAGGUCGAGCGUGCUGGCCCCGACACAGGCAGUAGCGAGGUUCAGAUCGCCAUCUUGACGGCCAAGAUCAAGACGGUGGCCGAUUUCUUGGAGAGCAGAGGAAGACCCGAUAAGAUCAACAAGCGCAACCUCACCAUCCUGGUCCACAAGAGACAGAAGCUUCUCCAGUACCUUAGGCGAAAGGAGAGAGGUGGCCCAAGAUGGCAGCACCUGAUUGAGACACUCGGCCUGACCGAGGGAACUUGGAAGGGCGAGAUCAGUCUACGAUAA
Molecule: messenger RNA, 1080 nt
Organism: Aureobasidium vineae
Lineage: Eukaryota; Fungi; Ascomycota; Dothideomycetes; Dothideales; Saccotheciaceae
Source: the annotation of a GenBank genome assembly